AUGCAGGCCGCCGCCAACAGCAUGCUCCCGCAUGUAAUUGACCUCUUGAAGCAUGUUCGGGGGGUUGACCUGACCCAGGAGUUUAGCAGCGAAUUGGCGCCGAGCGGAGAUGCCCUUGCCGAUAUCGAAACACUAGUCCGCCACCUGAAUGAUACGGGCAGACCACGAGAAGCAGCGGCAUUGAGAACCGUGGUUGGAAUAUGCAAGACAUCAGCCAACUACGGCGGCCUCGAGUUGAAACAAGGGGAUAUCAGCGACAUAUCGAUUCAAGAGAUACAGUUUCUCGUGUCUACAUGGCUCGAAUCUCUCAAUUCGGAGGAUAGGGCAAGGGCCCCAAUCAUACCGUCGCCGACGCGUCCUGUGGGGCGAAGGCCGAUGACGAUGACAGAGAAGAUCUUUGCGGUACACGAUGUCGACCGGAGAGAUUUUGUAUGCCCCGGAGAAACUAUUCGCAUCUCUGUUGACUGGAUCAUGGCGUCAGAGGCCUCCUGGAGUUACACUAUCAUGCAUACAGAAUUCUACCGCGAAAGGGCCCAGCCCGGUGCAGUUAUCAUCGGCUCCGACUCUCACACCUGCUCUUCAGGCGCAGUUGGGUGUCUCGCUAUCGGACUGGGGGUAGCGGAUGUCACUAUGGCUCUUGUUACGGGAGAGAUCUGGUUCAAUGUCCCUGAAUGCGUAAAUAUCCGAUUUGUCGGUAAGCCAGAAAGAGGAAUCGGGGGCAAAGAUGUCAUUCUCUAUGUUCUCCAACAACUCAAGAGAAAUACGGUGGCCGCGGAUCGUGUUGUCGAGUAUACUGGCCCCGGAUUGAAGUAUCUCUCUCCGGACGCCCGAUUUGCAAUCGCCAACAUGACUACAGAGUUCGGAGGCAUAACGGGGAUAUUCAUUCCUGAUUCCGCCACGAUGAAUUUUGUCAAUUCUCGGAAGCUCGCCAGACAUAAAUCGAGCUCUCACUAUUUCCGCCCCGACGAAGACGCGGUGUAUGCUGAAACACAUGUUAUUGACCUCUCCAAGGCAAAGUCAUUUGUAGCUAAAUACCCGAACCCUGACGAUGUUGUGCCCGUCAGUGAUAUGGAGAAUACCCCUCUCGAUGGCUGUUUCAUUGGUGCAUGCACUACCGCAGAGGAAGACAUUAUACUUGGUGCGCUGGUACUGGAACAGGGGCUGAAGAAGGGUCUCGUGCCUGUCUCUAGGGGCAAGCGAAAGGUAGUUCCCGGUUCCAGGCCUAUUGUUGAUAUGCUUCACAAAACAGGGCUGGCAGCGAUCUACACCGAGGCUGGGUUUGAAAUCGGUCUUCCCGGUUGCAGCUACUGCGUGGGAAUGUCUGCGGACAAAGCCGGUGAAGGUGAGGUGUGGCUAUCAUCUCAGAACAGAAAUUUUGAAAAUCGAAUGGGAACAGGCUCCAUCGGGAACUUGGCAUCCGCCGCCACUGUCGCCGCCUCCUCUUUCGAAAUGAAGAUUACGGAUCCGCAGUAUCUGAUUGACCUGAUCGACCAAGAGAGAUGGGACCAAAUCAAAGGGCGAGGUUCCAUUAGAGAAGUAUUGAACAGCCCGGAACCACCAUACGUCGAGCCGCCUAGUUCUGGCGCGGACAAUCAAGUCCCCCACAACGAUGGAAGCGUUGCACGGGAAGGCGUUAUAGACGGCAAGGUUCAGAGGCUGGGAGACUUUAUUGAUACUGAUGCGCUUGCACCAGCACAAUAUCUUGUUAGUUCAAGAACGGACGACGAGUUGGGAAGUCACUGUCUCGAAUUCACAAAUCCCGGUUUCAGGUCUCGAGUAGCACAAGGAUUUGAUAUCGUUGUGGCUGGCAAGGGCUUUGGUUGUGGCUCCUCCCGAGAGCAAGCGGUCUCGGCCCUUCUUGGGUGCGGAGUUCGCGACGAGUUUUUUGAAGCCGCGCAGGACGGAGUCGCUAUAUCUGUGGAUUUACGUAAGAACACCGUUAUUGUGGGCGAGAAGGAGUUCGCCUUUGGAUUGAGCAAGAUUGAGAAGGAGUUGAUAGGCUUGGGGGGAAUAACGCCUGCCUUUAUGAAGUUUGGGAAAGAUCUCUUCCAAGGAUUGUGUUCUAGCCGACAUAACUCGGGAGCCGGAAACGGUAUAAAGGGAGGUGGCUGCUCAUCGGGGAAAUUGCUCGAGUGGUAA
Molecule: messenger RNA, 2139 nt
Organism: Scedosporium apiospermum
Lineage: Eukaryota; Fungi; Ascomycota; Sordariomycetes; Microascales; Microascaceae
Product: Maleate hydratase
Exons: 10
Coding region: 1-2139 (712 amino acids)
Source: RefSeq, a predicted model, not a curated record